UCCCCCUUUGCAGCGCCGCCUCCUCGCUCCCCGCAGCUCCGCACUCCCGCCGCCCGUCUGCGCCGCGGCACCGCAGCCCCCGCCCCAUGGACCCGGGACCCGGGGGGGCAGCCGCGGGGGGAGCGGGGCUCCUCCUGCCCCUCAGCGACACGGAGCAGCAGCGCUACUCCGAGCUCUUCUCGCUCUGCUCGCCCGCGCCCGAGGGGGGCUCGGCGCCAGCCCCAGCCGCCGGGGGGAGCAAAGUGGGCGACUUGUUCAGGGCAUCGCAGCUCUCUGCGGACACGCUGCACCAGAUCACAGAACUUUGUGGGGCAAAACGUGUGGGUUAUUUUGGUCCCGCUCAGUUUUAUGUUGCUUUGAAACUAAUUGCUGCAGCGCAGUCUGGCCUUCCAGUACGGCUAGAGAGCAUUAAGAGUGAAUUGCCUCUUCCUCGGUUUAUGGCACUCAAAAAUGACAUUGAAAUGAGAUAUGGAAAUGCAGCAGAAAUACACGGAGUUAAAUUUCAGCUUCCACAUCCAACCUUGGAAAAAAAUUCCUUCAAAAGAUCAGAUGAAGGGGAUAAAAAGGAAACCAAGUCUCCUCCCAUGUCACCGAUGUGUUCACCUCCUGCUUCUCCAUCUAAUUACCAGAGAAUACCCUUGAGUUAUGGCUAUGGCAAGUCAAGGAGUGGGCUUGAACAGCCACAUGGAGUUUCUUAUGAAGCUAGACAUUCUACACACCAACAAGAUGGACCAGCAAUGGGAAAUUAUGGAUCCAAAUCUGCACUUGUACAUUCCUCUCUUAGUCGGUCUCUUUCAGUAGAAAGGGAGCCACAGGACAGCAGUAAUUACCCAGAUGACCCCUGGAGGAUAACUGAGGAACAGCGAGAAUAUUACAUCAACCAGUUCAAAUCCCUACAGCCUGAUCUGAACUCUUUCAUUUCAGGUUCCGUGGCUAAGAAUUUCUUCACAAAAUCCAAGCUUCCCAUCCCAGAACUUUCUCACAUAUGGGAGCUGAGCGAUGUAGACUGUGAUGGAGCGCUGACGCUGCCAGAAUUCUGUGCUGCAUUUCACCUCAUUGUUGCUAGGAAGAAUGGUUAUCCAUUGCCAGAUACGCUGCCGGAGACCUUACUGCCAGAUUACCUUCAACCAGCUUCCUUUAAGCCUAAACGUGACUGCGCAUUAUUGGAUUCUUAUUCUGAGUCAUUGCCAGUCAGUCAACAGACCAGGGACUUUAAUCGAACUGAGCUUGAAACUGUCCGUGAAGAUCCAAGCAACUCAGAGCCGUUGAUUCUCUUUGAUGUGGCGACCUCCGUUGUUGAGCCAGUCGCUCUGAACAUAAGCACUACUGCCAAAACAAUACCAAAGGAUUUUAAACCAUCUCAACACUUGUCUGUCAAAACAGUUGUUCAGGAAUCGAGCACACUCAAGGCAAGACCAAGAUCCAGGUCCUAUUCCAGCACAUCUAUUGAAGAUGCAAUGAAAAAGGGGGAAGAGCCCCCUAUGCCACCACCAAGGCCGCAGAAAUCACAUUCCAGAGCCUCCUCCUUGGACCUAAAUAAAAUCUUCCAGCAAAACACACAAGCUGUGAAGUCAGGUUGGUUACCACCACCACCUGCCCUGCCCCCUAGGCCUUUUGUAUCACAGCAGGGUCCUCACCAUGUCACAAAUACCGAGCCUGUUGCCCAGGCCAAAUCCAGCUAUGUAGAAUUCAGACUAAAGGAACAGACAGAGCAAGUAUCUGAGAUGGAAUUACAUCCUCAGAUGAAUAGAGCUCCAUCACAGACAGAAGAAAGCAGCCCAACGAGAAAGGAGAUUCUGCUUACUCAGCCACCAUCCAAACCAAUCCGUAGGAAAUUCCGCUCCGAAAAUCAGGUGUUGGAAAACCAGGAGCUUACUCCCACUAGCAGUGUGACCUCUUCCUUGCCUGCAGUCAAACCCCAUCUUCCAGCCCAAAAACAGUCUUCCAAACAGAAGAGGGCUAUUCAGACUACUAUUCGUAAAAACAAAGAAGCCAAUGCGGUGCUAGCCAGGUUGAACAGUGAACUCCAGCAGCAACUGAAGGAAGUUCACAAAGAACGAAUUGCAUUGGAGACUCAGUUGGAACAGCUUCGUCCUGUAACUGUCUUGUGACCUUCAGUACAUUAUUUAAUGGCAAUAAAUGGACAUUUGUGCCAAGAAUUUUUGACUCUAUUAGCACAACAAUGUGAAGUCUUUGUAAAGUUUUCACUGAGGCAAAGUGGAAUGUGAGUUGGGUUUGUUGGGUUUUUUUGCACACCACCUUGCACAUUUUCCCUUUCAGAUGAAGAGGGUAGAUGAGAUAAAUGUCAAACCGUAGGUUAUGUCUAAGAAAUGAAAGUUAUUUCCGACUUGUCCUUCAGGACAUUACAAAAUGCAGUUAACCACCAAAAUCAAUCAUCUAACUCUGAAAUUAUUAGUGGUUUAUUUAUUUAAAGAAUUCCUGAUUUAUGUACUUCCUUGAAAACCAAUUAUUAAAAGUUUCAUGCAUUCAAAAUUCUUCUUUAUAUUUAAAGUUCCUAUUCUAAGGUGGUUUCUUGGAUGUUUCUGAUUUCACAUAGGUUUAUACCAGGAGUUAGUGUCUGUGGUUUUAAAACACAAAAGAGAAUAAAAAUAAUUGUACAGAUAGUCUAUA
Molecule: messenger RNA, 2631 nt
Organism: Terrapene triunguis (Three-toed box turtle)
Lineage: Eukaryota; Metazoa; Chordata; Testudines; Emydidae
Product: ralBP1-associated Eps domain-containing protein 2
Exons: 19
Coding region: 87-2111 (674 amino acids)
Biological process (GO): endosomal transport; endocytosis
Cellular component (GO): cytoplasm; plasma membrane
Molecular function (GO): calcium ion binding; protein binding
Source: RefSeq, a predicted model, not a curated record